UCCGCAGACGAAGACGCUAGAUGUGUUCCCCAGCGCCGGCUGAUAAGAGCGGCUCAGAGCAGCGACUAAUUCUCCAUCAAACUGCCGCCAGAGCCUGACUGAUUGAUCACUGCUGGAGGAGACGAGGAAGAAGCUGUUGGAAAGGAGCUGGUCCCCAAGAGAUGUGGCGGGCGUGCCAGUUUCCCUCCAGCCGCUCCGAGAGAGAGAGAGAGAGUCUGCAGUCCCUCUGCUUCUCCACAUGAUGGAGAUCCACUGCACACACACACACACACACACACACCGCUGUAGCGAUGGUCCAGAAAACAAUCAGCACGGAAAAACCCGAUGCGCUGUUUGCUGGGGACUCGUCCGAUUCCGGCGCGCUGGAUCUGGACAUGGCUUCUUCCCCGACCCCCGGCUCCACGGAGUCCGGCGCGGACAAGCUUGACCCCGGCUGGUGCAAAACCCCCAGCGGUCACAUUAAGAGACCAAUGAACGCGUUCAUGGUGUGGUCGCAAAUCGAGAGGCGCAAGAUCAUGGAGCAGUCGCCGGACAUGCACAACGCGGAGAUCUCCAAGAGACUCGGCAAGCGCUGGAAGCUCCUGAAAGACAGCGACAAGAUCCCCUUCAUCCGAGAGGCGGAGCGGCUGCGGCUCAAGCACAUGGCAGACUACCCCGACUACAAGUACCGGCCGAGAAAAAAGGUGAAGUCGAGCGGCUCCAAACCGAGCGAGAAGGGAGAGAAGCUCAGCUGCGCCAGCGCCGGCUCCAAACCGGCCAAGAAGAGCGGGAGCCCCAGAUCCACGAGCAAGCCGCACAAAAUAGUUCUGGGCAGCGCCAAGGCAGCGUUCCCCGCGGAUCACCACUCUCUUUACAAAUCCAAGUCAGCGUCGGCUUCCAAGCAGAUUACCGACAAGAAGGCGAAGCGGGUGUACAUUUUCGGAGGCAGCAGCGGCAUAAGUCCGUCUUCAGCAGCCGUGCCCGGCAGCCCGACCCUGAGCAGCUCCGCCGAGUCCAGCGACCCGCUGAGUCUGUACGAGGACGGAGCCAGCAGCGGCAAGGAGGGCGCCGACUCCCCCAGCAGCUCGUCCUCGGACCGCCACAGGUACACCACCAUGCGGGCGUCCUCGCCCGCUCCGUCCGCGUCACACUCGUCCUCUUCCUCAUCGCAGUUCUCCUCUUCCUCCGACGAGGAGCUCGACGACGACAUGCUGGACGUUAACCCGAGCCCAGGCUUUGACAGCAUGUCUCUGGGAAGCAUCGGCUCGUCGGUGCUGGACAGAGACUUCGACAUGCACUUCGAGUCCGGGGCUUCUCAUUUCGAGUUCCCCGACUACUGCACGCCGGAGGUGAGCGAGAUGAUUUCAGGGGACUGGCUGGAGUCCACCAUUUCUAACUUGGUGUUCACGGCUCACGUGCUGAACUAGGGGAAAUGCGUCUGAGGAAGAACACUGAACACAAGGGAUAACAGACAAGUGUGUUUGUUUGUAAAAUAAGCCACAGUGUGAAGGCUCCAGAAGCUACAACAGAAGUUUGUAGCACCUUUGGUGAAACGCGGACAGGAUGGAAAAGCGAAGCCGCGCGUCAGACGCUUUGUCGCGGCAGGGCCGGAGUCACUUCCCCGCGCUCGGAGCGAGAGGAAGAAAUCCAGCAGGAGUGCUUGAGAAAACACGGUCUGAACUGGAAAACUGUGAUUGAUUUGCACCUACACGAAGGCGGGCUUUGGUCGUCUGUCUAAUCAUUUUUACUUCAAAAGAGACGUUUAUGAACUUUAACCAUUCGCCUUGUGGACUUGAUUGUUUAAAGAGGUACUGAAAUUUAGGCUGAUUUUCAUCACGGCGGAUUUAUUAAUAAGGUGGGUUGACAAAAGGCAAGCCGUUUUAUACAUAAAGAAAAAGGAAAAAAAGAACGCAUGUUAUCUGUCCUCUCUUGUAUUGAGAUUUCUGUAAAACUGUCGAACAGUUAAACUAGCGUUAGGAUUAUUUAAAUGGAUAGAUGGCGCUAUGUUUGAUGUCCUACUC
Molecule: messenger RNA, 2000 nt
Organism: Sinocyclocheilus rhinocerous
Lineage: Eukaryota; Metazoa; Chordata; Actinopteri; Cypriniformes; Cyprinidae
Product: transcription factor SOX-4-like
Exons: 2
Coding region: 291-1406 (371 amino acids)
Biological process (GO): brain development; neuron differentiation; negative regulation of transcription by RNA polymerase II
Cellular component (GO): nucleus
Molecular function (GO): RNA polymerase II cis-regulatory region sequence-specific DNA binding; DNA-binding transcription activator activity, RNA polymerase II-specific
Source: RefSeq, a predicted model, not a curated record